Oldenlandia corymbosa var. corymbosa is the source of this 1182-nucleotide messenger RNA. Lineage: Eukaryota; Viridiplantae; Streptophyta; Magnoliopsida; Gentianales; Rubiaceae. The record is from the annotation of a GenBank genome assembly.
AUGGCAAAAAAGAUGGCCGCCGAUGUGGCUGUGGUAAUGGUUCCACUUCCAGCUCAAGGCCACCUCAACCAGCUCCUCCACCUCUCCCACCUAAUCUCCGGCUAUGGUUUUCCGGUCCACUUCGUCGGAACCCCGACCCACAACCGCCAAGCCCGGGUUCGGGUUCAUGGAUGGGAUCCAAAAGUCACUUCAAAGAUCCAAUUCCACGACUUCCCGGCACCUCCUUUUCCAACUCCGCCGCCAAACCCGAACACCUCCGACAAGCUCCCCGUGCAACUCUUCCCUUCCUUCCACGCAAUCAUACAUCUCCGGCAACCCAUUUGUGAGCUGAUUCAAAAACUCUCGGUGACAUCCAAGAGGGUGGUUGUGAUUCACGAUUCUCUUAUGGUCUAUGUUAUCCAAGAUGUUCCUACCAUAGCAAAUGCCGAGUCUUACACUUUCCAAAGCGUAUCGGCUUUCGCAAUGUAUACUUACUAUUGGGAAAUGGCCGGAAAACCGGUUAUUGUUAACGGCGAAACCAUAAACGACCUCUUGAUUAGUGUUCGGGGAGGUGACUUCCCCAAGGAAUUCGCAGAAUUUAUGCAGCUUCAAAUUGAAUCAAGAAAACAUAAUUGGGGAAAUCUUUACAACACGAGCAGAGUCAUUGAUGGAGAAUUUCUCGAUUCAGUUGCCCAGGAGCCGCCGUAUUCUGCAGAAAAACAUUGGGCAAUUGGUCCGUUUAAUCCACCGGACACAACUAAAUCAAGAGCAUCGGAAAAACGCCACAAUUGCUUAGAGUGGCUUGACAAUCAGCCCACCAAUUCAGUCAUCUUCGUUUCUUUCGGGUCGACAACCUCGUUGUGCGACAAACAAAUUAGAGAAAUCGCAGUCGGAUUGGACAAUAGCGGGGCGAAAUUCAUCUGGGUUUUGAGGGAUGCUGACAGAGCAGACGUUUUUUUGGAGGAAACCCGGAGAGCCAGUUUACCAGAAGGGGUCGGAGAUUGGGGACACGAAGGUGAAUUAGUCAAAGCGGAUGAGAUUGAAGAAGUGGUGAAGAGAUUGAUGAACUCCGGCGAAGGGGAAGAAAUGAGGAAGAAAGCAGCCGAAAUAAGGGAAGAAAUUAAGAAACCUGUAGAAAAGGUUGCUGAUGGCAAUUCUGGAACUACCGAAAUGGAUGCUUUCGUUGCUCACAUCACUCGCUAG